AUGGUUAUGAAGUACUAUUCAGCUGCUCUUGACGGGUUGUGCACUCAAGAGCAGCUUGAUCUUCUGAACUCGAUCGAUACUCUCCGAUCCCAGGGAAUCAGUCAUUUUGUCUCCCUUCCACAAAUCAUCGUAUGUGGCGACCAGUCUUCGGGGAAAAGCUCCGUGCUUGAAGCGAUUUCUGGCGUGUCGUUUCCAGUGCGAAGCAACCUUUGCACACGGUUUCCAACGGAGCUGGUCCUUCGCAAAGAUCCCACCGUUGGAGUACGGGUAUCGAUUGUACCCCAUCAUUCCCGCAGCGAAGCAGAACAGAAAUCCCUGAGCACCUUUUGCGAGGAACUGGAUGGGUUUGACGGACUCUCCCAAUUGGUGGAGAAUGCCAAAGCAGCGAUGGGCAUAUCAACACACGGUAAAGCAUUCUCGAAUGAUAUCCUUCGGGUGGAGAUCUCAGGCCCAGAUCGACCGCAUCUAACCAUUGUUGACCUCCCCGGACUGAUUCAUUCGGAGACAAAACAACAAUCAGCAGCAGACGUUCAACUGGUCCAGAGUGUGGUUCAGAUGUACAUGAAGGAGCCGCGAAGCAUCAUUCUUGCGGUCGUUUCAGCGAAGAAUGACUACGCCAAUCAGAUAGUCUUGCGACUGGCAAGAGAUGCUGACGACUCCGGCCAGCGAACACUGGGUGUCAUCACCAAGCCAGACACGCUGGUAAUGGGGUCCGAGAGCGAGAGAAUGUUUAUAUCCCUGGCCAAGAACGAAGAUGUGAAAUUCCGGCUUGGUUGGCAUGCACUCAGGAACAUGGAUUCCGACCAGGGCACAUCCAGCUUAGCAGAUCGCGACUCGGUAGAGCGGGAAUUCUUCGCCAACGGAGCAUGGGGAGAGAUGCCACCUUCUUUGGUGGGUAUCGAUUCUCUCCGAAUCCGGCUCAGCAAGCUUCUUCUCCGACAGAUCGCGGCUGAGCUUCCAAGUUUGAUUGAGGAAAUUCAAAUUAAAAAGGACAACUGCCGACAACAGCUCGAGAAUCUAGGACAGCCACGUGUCACGUUGGAUGAACAGAAGUCUUAUUUGUUGAAUAUCAGCCAGUCGUAUCAACGCCUUGUGAAGGCUGCUGUUGACGGAACCUACAAUGAAACAUUCUUCAGUGCCGUUCACUCGACCACGGGGCGCCAGAAGCGAAUGCGGGCCGUGAUACAAAAUCUCAAUGAGGAGUUCGCGGAGUGUCUUAUGCGGCGAGGUCAUCGUCGCGAAAUUAUUGAGAAGGAAGCCGAGAAAAAGGCCGAGAAGGGCCAGCUUCUGAUUACGCGUGAUACAUACAUGCUUCACAUCCAGGGACUGAUUAAGCAAACAAGGGGUCGAGAACUGCCCGGGACUUUCAAUCCUAUGAUUGUCAACGAGCUUUUCUUAGAGCAAUGCGCUCCUUGGAAGGAUAUCACACUCGAUCAUGUGUUGAACACAUGGGAGGCAGCUCAAGUAUUCCUUCUUGAUGUUAUACGAUACAUUUCCGAUGAGGCCACGUCUGUCGUCCUUUUUGACGAAUUAAUUUCCCCUGAACUGGAUGAGCUCAGGCGCAACCUUGAGAAAAGAACCAGAGAGCUACUGGCACCUCAUCACAAAGGUCAUCCAAUCACCUACAAUCACUAUUUUACCGAAACCCUGCAGAGCAUUCGAGCGAGCAGACAACGGGCCAGAUUGAGCAGCACUAUGAGAAAUUUCUUUGGGGUUGAUGACCUGUCAGGUUCAUAUGUUCUUAAUGGCUCAUACCGUCUUGAUGACUUGCUUCAGUCCCUCGUGAGCCUUACCGAACCAGACAUGACACGACUUGCGUCAGCUGAAGCAUUAGAUUGCAUGCUUGCCUACUACAAGGUCGCUCUCAAACGCUUCAUCGACGACGUGGCGGUCGAGGUCAUCGAGCUGAACCUUGUCCAGUCUCUUUCUUCCAUAUUGUCUCCGGUCAAGGUGUUUGAAAUGCCUUCUGAGCUGGUCACUCGAAUUGCUGGAGAGUCAAAGGAGAAUCGUGCACUACGGGAUCAACUAAACAGGAAGCUACAAGUCCUUGCAAAAGGUCUAGAGACUUGCCGGCAAUUCGUCGGUAGCCAAAGCAUUAAUCCUGAUAAAUCAGGCAUGUCAAAAGUAUUUUCUUCUUUCCACAGAACCCCGCCGGACUCUGUCAUCUCGGUUGACAAUGGCGACGAACUCGAAUGUGAUGUUGAUGAUUCAUGUAGUGAACGAUCAACCAUCUCUGCUCCACCCCCUGUGAGUCCAGGCUAUGAAGAGGCUGAUGCCAGACCGGUAUCAAGGCUGGAACUCUUGGUGGAUGAACCCGCAGAGUUCGACGCUAUCACUCCACCAGCUUUAUAUCAUUACUAG
Molecule: messenger RNA, 2361 nt
Organism: Aspergillus clavatus NRRL 1
Lineage: Eukaryota; Fungi; Ascomycota; Eurotiomycetes; Eurotiales; Aspergillaceae
Product: Dynamin family protein
Exons: 4
Coding region: 1-2361 (786 amino acids)
Cellular component (GO): cytoplasm; microtubule; membrane
Molecular function (GO): GTP binding; GTPase activity; microtubule binding
Source: RefSeq, a predicted model, not a curated record